Molecule: messenger RNA, 2102 nt
Organism: Pocillopora damicornis (cauliflower coral)
Lineage: Eukaryota; Metazoa; Cnidaria; Anthozoa; Scleractinia; Pocilloporidae
Product: growth factor receptor-bound protein 2
Molecular function (GO): protein binding
Source: RefSeq, a predicted model, not a curated record
UUAAAUCAUAUUUGUUCUCGAACGUCUAACAUUAUUCAUCUAGUAGGAAGUUCAUCACAUUCGGGAAGAGGGAAGAGGUUGCAAAAUGGAAGCUGUAGCGAAGCAUGAAUUCCAAGCUACCGCAGAAGAUGAGCUUUCCUUUAAAAAAGGCUCGAUUUUAAAGGUUAUCAAAACAGAUGACGAUAAAAAUUGGUACAAGGCUGAACAAGAAGGGCGGUUGGGACUUGUUCCAGCGAACUACAUCCAGUUGAAACCACACAGUUGGUUUCAUGGCAAAAUCACAAGAGCAAAAUCAGAAGAAUUGCUGAUGAGUCAGAAGCAUGAUGGAGCUUUUCUCAUCAGAGAAAGCGAAAGUACACCAGGAGAUUUUUCAUUGUCUGUGAGAUUUGGUGAUGGUGUACAACACUUCAAAGUCUUGCGUGAUGGGGCUUGCAAGUACUUCUUGUGGGUUGUUAAGUUUAACUCAUUGAACCAGUUGGUUGAUUAUCAUCGCACGUCCUCAGUCAGCAGAUCACAAACUAUAUACCUAAGAGACAUGGCAGAUGAGGCUGCUGCACCGGAGCAAGAUACAUAUGUCGCUGCUUAUGAAUUCCGACCAGAAGAAGAGGGAGAGUUGUACUUUAAACGUGGGGAUUCUAUAUUGGUUCUUGAUAAAGAAGAUGCUAAUUGGUGGAAAGGCAGAAACGUAGCAACGGGGAGUGAAGGGCUGUUCCCAGCUACUUAUGUGCAAAAGAAGUCUUAAAAUUCAAUUUUCACUCUGAAGAAGUAUGCCAUUUCAUAUGACCGUUAAUACAUUAAUCUGAGUGGUAUCAUUUGAUGUUUUGGAGUGAAAGUUUCUGAAAAUAGAAGCACUGAAAUUGCUGAAUUACCCACGCAAAAAAAAAGCAACACAGGAAACUUGUAUUGAAUUUCUCUCUUUGUACAAUUUUUUUCUUUUCUGCUAAUACAAACAAUAGUCAAAGAGUAUAUUUUAAACAGAUAGGUGAAAUACUGAAUGUUUUGUUUUCCUUUGUUAUAUCAAUUGAUUCAGAGGAUGCAGACAGCUAUGUACAUUUUUGCCAUUAAAUCAAACAAUAAUGAUUAUUAAUAAUAUGCAGUCUAGGUUAAGAGAGUAAAUUUUGCCCUUCCACUCCUCUCAAGAUGAUUACAUUUCUAAGCAGAAAGUUGAUGAGGAAAUCCUCAAGGCUAAAAUUGUGAGACAUGUGGCUCAAAGUUAGGGGAAUCAACAUUAAGAGGGUCUACAAAUCCUAGCCUGUUACCCCUUUAACUCCCAAAAGUGAUUGACAUAAAACUUCUUCCUACAAUAUCCAUACAUUCUUCAGCAAACAGGUAAUGAGAAUAUUCAAACUUAUCGGGUAGAAGCUGCUAUCUUGAUCUAGCACCAAGUUCUCAUGACUAAUUUACAAGGAAAUGUGUAGCAGCUACAGGGGAGAACUAACAAUCAGAUCUUGGGAGUUAAAGGGUUAAGAGACUGUCAAGGCAAGGAUCAAUCAAAAAUGAGUGGGGAAGGGUAGGCUUACUCCCCUUUUCCUACCCUUCCCCCUCUUUGGCUGUAUGACAAACAGCCAGUUCCUUCUCAUCUCUUCCAACAGGAACCUGUUCAUAGGCUAGACAAUAACAUGCUCAUUAUGAUUGCAAACAUAGUUGAAUGUGACUUAAUGUUUAUAAAGAUAUUUGGAAGAAGAGAUACAACUUAAGUGGAGUAGAGCAUGAUUGUGUGGAUGCUGGUGUGAUGUCAAUGUUGUGUAAAUCUCUUUACUGAAUCAAAGAACACAAGUCUUUGCAGUGCAUCUAUUUCACUUCAUUAAAGAGUUUGGAUUUUAACACAUGCAUCUAACAUACCUCAUGAAAGAGCUAGGUCACUAAUUUGUACUGAUAAACAUAUCUUUUGAUUACUUUUACAACAUGUUGCAGGUCCAAUAUGCUUUUAACUGGGUUUGAAGAUCUGGGCCACUUUUUCAUGUUCUAAGUAAGACCUGUGGGGAACUUUUUCCUGCAUAUGUUAGGGUAUGGUUUUUUGGAGACAAUUGAUACCCAUAAGAGACCUAGAUUCCUCUUUGGCUGAGAAAGUUCUGUAAAUAAAAACUCCUUGAUCUCUUGUA